UCAGGGCCCGCUGACUCUGGGCUCACUGAAGGGGAACAGAACGAGCCAGGGCGUUUUUCUAAAGUGGAGGAGCGUUUUUCUAGAGUGGAGGAGCAUUGGCCAGGGUUGUCAAGGAACGGUGGAACGUAAAUCGUAAUGGACUGGACGUCUCAAUCUUUUUGAUCCAAUUCUUGUUUCUUGGAUUAAAGAUGGGUAAACCGUGUCCAAACGGUACUUGGCUGUACACUCUGAUUGAUGAAUGCGUGGCCUGUGAGACGUUAUGCCAUCUGCCAAUGUGUACCGAGCACUGUGCAGCUAACUGCACCGCCAUGGGAGGCCACUACUACGACCUCAGGCGGCAUCAGUGCAUCCGCUGUGCCGACCUGUGCGGGAGGCACCCGCAGGAGUGCAGCCAGUAUUGCCUCACCACACCACUACCAACCAUCCCCACCCCCACCCCCCCCACCCCCACCCCCCCCACCCCCACCACCACCACCACCUCCACGUGUGGACCAGGACACUCCCCGGUUCACCCAGCUGUCCUGCUGCCUGUCUCCAUCCCCCUGCUGUACGCCCUGAUGGGCCUUUGUGUCCUCGUGCUGCUGUGCAUCCUGGGCCUCUCUCUGCUGGUGUUCCUGAGAACAGCCAGAAAGAGAAGCCCGAGGCCGGUGAAGCCUGGGCCCCUGGUGAUCCCCCAGCUGGUGGGAAACGUUCAGCAGAGGGGCCGGGAUGAUGGCGUCGGCGACGGGGGGGAGAAUGGGAGGAUGUAUAAGCAGCCCCUGUCCGCCUGCACAUCCAACCCCACGGAGAGCUGCGAGUGCACCCACUGCUUCCCGGACCUCAGAGUCCCGUGUCGGGGGGCAGUGGGUGAGGCCAAGCUAAUCUACUCCCUCCACCAGCAGACCUCCUCCUCCUUCUCCUCCCCUCAGCACAGCGGCACCGGCUGGGGUCAAGAGGAGCAGGGCCAUUGGGGCAAUCCGAGGUGGAUUCGGGGAGAUCCAAGCCUGUGAAAUGACUUGGAAACCCACUGGCGCUUCAUUUACCAUCUACUAUGUAGUCCAUGUCUUUGGGAGAUAUUAGCCACGCUUAUUAUACAAAGCAACUGAUAUAUUAGUGAGGUGUUGCAGAGAUUGAGGAUCGAGUCCUCCACCUUAGCCUCUACACCUGUGAUUCCAGAAACUGUGGGUUAGACAACAAAAUCUAUAUUUUGGUUUGUUUGUUGUAAAAAAAAAAACAUAUGGUACAUAAUAUACCUUAGUAACCAUGGUAUGACUUAUUUUGAUAGCUGUACCUAUGGUUUGGCUCCAGAACACUUUCGACAAGUAGGCUUUUACCGUCUGUACACUAUACUCUUAACCCAGGCUACCAACAUUGUGGUCUGGUUUUGGAGGCGAGAGGGCAACCUACCCAUCCCUAUAUCCCCUGGCAUAGCAAGCUGCCAAGCAACAGAUGAUAGAGCCAAACGGAUUGAGAGGAGCCUUAUCGUUUCUUAUCUUGGGCUAAGUGAGUUAUGGUUAUUCACCGGUGUUACCCUGUUAGUCGUGAGUACUAUUCUCUGGUGAAGGGUCCAAUCUAACGCUGUAGAUAGAACUUUUCGUUGUGGAAAAACUCACUUCUCUUCAUGCUUUGAUUGUUUUUCUUUAGAUACACAUGAUUCUAUCUAAACCUCUAAACCAUCUAAAGUUCAAACACAUGUUUUUCUAUUAACUAUAGUUGGGAUGAACCCAAUAACGAUGUCAGCCCUCGAAGACUUUUGGCUGUAAAAAAUGAAGAGAUUGUUUAAAGUCGAUUCAUUUGUGUCAAACUUUGUACAAAUAAGAGUAUUUUUAUGUGUCUGUAUGAAAUAAAUCGGUGUGACAUAAUGUGUCAUUGUGUGAAUAACUCUACAGCACACGGUUAAUAUUAGAGGUAUAGGUUUUUAUUUUUAAGGGGACAUAUUAUACCACCAGGUGUGAGUGUGAUUAGCCUUACAAGCCGUUUCAAAAAUCUGCCCCAUAUGACAUCACUAGUGGGCGUUUCCACCUAUAUAAGAGCUGGAUAGAUCAGCCUACCAGCCUACCCACUGGACUGAAGUAAACGUCCAGCACAGAUCUAGGUGGACACUCCAUCUAGUGAUGUCAUAUGGGGCAGAUUUUCUAAACGGCUUGUAAGGCUAAUCACACUCACACCUGGUGGUAUAACAUGUCCCCUUUAACUGUGAGUCUACAUCAACGAGUCCGGUUCACACGUGGCCCUGCGUGGCAGGUGGAGAGUGGGUCUUCUCCGUCAGUCCCCUCCAGCCUUUGGCCCCCCAUCAAUAACUCACUCCAGUAGUUCCAACAUGUCUCUUUAAAAAUUAAAAAGUACAUACCCAAUACAUACACACAUACAUGACAGAGAAAAAAAGAACUUUUCCUAGGAAACGGUCAUUAUCCAGGGUCCAAAUUCAUGCUUAAUGCAAGUACUGAUUCAGUACACAACACAAUACACACGCGGACCGUGCGCGCACACACACACACACACACACACACACACACACACACACACACACACACACACACACACACACACACACACACACACACACACACACACACACACACACACACACACACAAAGUUGCAAAAAAUUCUGUCGUAUUUAAAGUAUUCAAUGUCGAAUAAUGGAAUAUUUUUUUCAGCUGACUGGUUGGGGGAAAUUAACUUGGUUCCAAUGCAUGUUCACCUACUGUUUCAUGAACAUUAAUUAUAAUAAUAAUAAUACAAUUACUAUUCAAAAAAUAAUAAUAGCUGUUUAUAGUGAUACUGAAUGGGAAAGCUAAAUCUCCUCCCUCCGCCUUAAGGAGAACAGGAAGCCAUCAAGACUAAACUUUCUGUCGAGUUAGAUCACAAUUUUUAGUCGAUUCAGUGCACACAGACACGCACACAUAACACCAACACUCACAUUUGAGGCCAUAUCUCACAUGCACAAGUUACAGCGGCACGCACACACACAAAUAAAAGUCACACACAUGAUCAUACAAAUGGCAUUAAAUCAACAUGCAACUGCAUAUACACUGCAGCAUCAACACCUUUUGGAACACACACACACACACACACACACACACACACACACACACACACACACACACACACACACACACACACACACACACACACACACACACACACACACACACACACACACACACACACACACACACACA
This is a messenger RNA of Gadus macrocephalus (Pacific cod), 3163 nucleotides long. Its product is annotated as tumor necrosis factor receptor superfamily member 13B. The record is from RefSeq and is a predicted model, not a curated record. Gene Ontology annotation, cellular component: plasma membrane. The transcript has 5 exons. Bases 189 to 989 code for a protein of 266 amino acids. NCBI's taxonomy places the organism in Eukaryota, Metazoa, Chordata, Actinopteri, Gadiformes, Gadidae.